Messenger RNA from Cercospora beticola, 1613 nucleotides. RefSeq lists its product as uncharacterized. Gene Ontology annotation, cellular component: membrane. The record is from RefSeq and is a predicted model, not a curated record. Gene Ontology annotation, molecular function: transmembrane transporter activity. NCBI's taxonomy places the organism in Eukaryota, Fungi, Ascomycota, Dothideomycetes, Mycosphaerellales, Mycosphaerellaceae. Gene Ontology annotation, biological process: transmembrane transport.
UUUGCUCUGCUGUCUGGUGCAGUCUAUUCCGUCGACUGCUGUUUCUGCAGGACUUUCAACAUGGCGGACCACAAGGAAGCUUCCGACCUGGUUGAGGAUGUGCCGUUGAAGGUUGAUCCGUAUUCGCAGGACAAUAUCACAUGGACGGAAGAGGAGGAGACGAGGGUGAGACGGAAGCUGGAUCUUCAGAUUGUGCCGAUGGUGACAGUGCUGUACCUCCUCUGCUUCCUCGAUCGUGCCAAUAUUGGAAAUGCUCGGAUUCAAGGCAUGGAACGCGACCUCAAUCUCUACGGAGUCCGCUUCAACUGGGCCCUCAGUGUCUUCUACAUCGUAUACUGCCUGGUCGAAGUACCAUCGAACAUCAUCCUCAAGAGAGUCGGGCCCAGGUUCUACAUUCCGCUCCUCGUCGUCGGCUUCGGGCUUGUAUCCAUGUGCACAGCAUGGGUAAACACAUUCAACCAAUUGUGUGUUGCCCGCGCAUUCUUGGGCGUCUUCGAAGGAGGCACAAUGCCUGGAAUCGCCUUUUUUCUAUCUGCAUUCUACAAGCGCAAGGAACUAUACUUCCGUGUAGGAAUAUACGUGAGCGCAGCAUCCAUGGCUGGUGCUUUUGGAGGUCUGCUCGCUGCAGGACUCGCCAAGAUCCCUCGAUGGGGAGUCGAAUCGGCACCAAUCCAUACAUGGCGGAAUAUUUUCUUCUUCGAAGGUCUGCUCACAAUGAUUAUUGGAGGUCUGGCACCUUUGAUUCUGCCGCAAAGCCCGGAGACAUCGACCUGGUUGACUGAGCGGGAGAAAUUCAUCGCCUCCGAGAGACUACGAAUCGAACACCGAGCAAAUGCGAACCAGGUCGUGAAGCCGCACCACAUCAAGCGUGCUCUGCUCAACAUCAACAACUACAUCUGUGCCGCUGGGUUCUUCUGCAUUAACAUCACUGUUCAAGGUCUCUCGGUCUUUAUGCCUACCAUUCUGCGCGAUCUGGGCUGGACGGCAACGAGGGCGCAGCUGUACAGCGUGCCAGUCUAUGUAUCGGCAUCUGCAAUCGCCAUUCUGAUCGCUUUCAUCAGUGACAAGACUAGGCAAAGAGGUCUGUACUUGGCUGCGUUCACCACUUUGGGUAUCACAGGAUUUGCGCUGCUUCGCGCGGAUAUGUCGGCCAAUGUUCGCUAUGGUGCCGUAUAUCUCUGUGCAUUGGGCGCUUUCCCCGGAGGCCCUGGUUUCCUCUCGUGGGGCUUGAAUAAUGCGGCUGGUCCCGCUGUACGAGCAGUCUCAGGCGGGUGGAUCGUGACUCUAGGCACGUUGGGCGGCAUUGUCGCAACAUGGACAUAUUUGGCAACAGACGGGCCCAAGUUUCCGACUGGACACACAAUCAACUUGUCUGCGCAGGUGGUUGUCCUCUUCUUGGCGAUCGGUGGUAUGCUCUACUGUCUGUACGAAAACCGGGUACGAGCACGUGGCGGCCGGAACAGUCGACUGAAUGGGCUGAGUGAAGAGGAGAUUGCAGACCUGGGUUAUCGGCAUCCGGACUUCAGAUAUAUGGUUUGAGGGACAGGUCAGCCUAUGCACGAAUUCAACAUGGAUACGAAUGAUGAUCAGAACGAUGAAUGUGCUUUGUGCGG